AAUGAUAAUCCGACUCCGUCCACCGUCCCAAAAAAGCCUGCAACGACUUUUCUCUACCACGUGCCACGUGGACUCGGCGAGCACCAGCAUGGUUUUCGACCGGCAAAUGAAGCGAGGCCAACGUGAUUGGGCAGUCAGGCAGCCGGAUUUCAAGGCGGCUCAAUAUUUGAAGGAAGAAAUCGGAUGGCGUGUCGCUGAUAAGGUGUUCGAUUUGACGAAAUUCAACCCGCUGGUAUUGGAUAUCGGAUGUGGUGUCGGACAUAUCGCUCCGCACUUGAUUAAGGAAAAUGUGGGCAAAAUUAUUCAGGUAGAUAUGAGCGGCGGAAUGGCCCAAUCCAGUGCAAAAUGCGAGGAUCCCGAAGUGAUAGUAGAACGUCGUACCGUCGACGAGGAGACCCUUGAUGGCUUCCAUGAGAACCAAUUCGACCUACUUCUCACCUCAAUGUCCGCUCAUUGGAUCAACCACCUACCUCAAUGGAUGCGAAAAUGUCAUGAUAUCGUGAAGCCUGAUUGCCCAUUCAUCGGCUCAAUGCUCGCCGAGGACACGCUCUACGAGCUCCGAUGCUCUCUGCAGCUCGCCGAGCUGGAACGCAUCGGCGGAGUUUCUUCGCAUAUCUCGCCGUUUGUUAAGACGCAGGAUAUUGGAGGACUUUUGUCGUCGGCGGGUUUUGAUAUGAUUACUCUUGAUUCGGAUGAGAUUCAAGUUGGAUAUCCGAAUAUGUUUGCGUUGAUGUAUGAUCUUCAGUUGAUGGGAGAAUCACAUUGUACACAUCGGAGAAAUCCGACGAUUCGGAGGGAUGUUCUCGUGGCGGCUGAGGCUAUUUAUCAGUCAAUGUACUCAUCCGACGGAAAAUACCCGGCCACAUUCAAAAUCGUGUCAUUUAUCGGCUGGAAGCCUGGCCCGAAUAUGCCAAAAGCAGCGAAACGUGGAUCGCAGACAGUUUCUCUGAAAGAUAUCGGAAAAAUCGUCGAGGAUCCGGAGAUGAUGAGGAAAAUGAGCGAAAAGGAUGGAGUGGAUAAGAAGAAAUAGCUUUUUUUUUGUUGUGUAGAUUUGUUUUAAAUUGAUUUUAAAUAAUUUGCAUUUGAACAUUUUUGUUAAUUUCUAGUUUUUUUUUUCAAUAAAUAACUCUGUUUUU
Caenorhabditis elegans is the source of this 1136-nucleotide messenger RNA. RefSeq names its product Arginine-hydroxylase NDUFAF5, mitochondrial (gene nuaf-5). Gene Ontology annotation, molecular function: S-adenosylmethionine-dependent methyltransferase activity. The record is from RefSeq and is marked reviewed. Lineage: Eukaryota; Metazoa; Nematoda; Chromadorea; Rhabditida; Rhabditidae. The transcript is spliced from 4 exons. Bases 89 to 1030 code for a protein of 313 amino acids.